AUGUCUGCGAGUCCCGUAUCUUCGUCUGGAGGCGACCACAAGCCCAGCAGCGAUCAAAUCCAUUUCAAAUUCUGCCGCGAAUGUUCCAACCUGCUAUACCCCAAAGAAGACCGCGUGCAAAACCGCCUCAUGUUUACCUGCCGUMCCUGCCACGUCUCCGAGCCAGCGACCUCGCCAUGCGUUUACCAGAACAACCUCAACACUCAAGUCGGAGAAACAGCCGGUGUAACUCAGGAUGUGGGAUCUGAUCCUACGGUUGGUGACCCAGAAUUCUGCCUCCAUUGUGGUGAAGAGCUAGCCUGCGCGCAAUGCGGUGUUCUCGCGUCUGGUGGCGCUCUUUCGGACUACCACUCUUCUUCAGAUUAUGAUGAUGAUUCCAGAGAAGAUGUGGAUGCUGCCGCGAUCGAACAAGCUAUGUCCGAGCUGCGGAGAAAACGAAGCGGUCUUCUUCCAGAGUCAGCAACGUUCAGCCGAGACUGGAAUGAAACUCUACUACGUGUGCUGCACCUGCGGUAA
This is a messenger RNA of Talaromyces amestolkiae, 516 nucleotides long. RefSeq lists its product as uncharacterized. Gene Ontology annotation, cellular component: RNA polymerase II, core complex. NCBI's taxonomy places the organism in Eukaryota, Fungi, Ascomycota, Eurotiomycetes, Eurotiales, Trichocomaceae. Gene Ontology annotation, molecular function: DNA-directed RNA polymerase activity. The coding region runs from base 1 to 516 and encodes 171 amino acids. The transcript is spliced from 4 exons. The record is from RefSeq and is a predicted model, not a curated record. Gene Ontology annotation, biological process: transcription initiation at RNA polymerase II promoter; maintenance of transcriptional fidelity during transcription elongation by RNA polymerase II; DNA-templated transcription.